AGCGGCCUGAGGGAGAGCAGUGAAGAGCCGCCGUCACCACAGCAACUACCACCGUUAGCAGCAUCGGCAUCGCCGUGACCGUGACCGUGACCGUGAGGCAGGAUGUACAAGAGGGAGAAGAGCAUUCAGAUUAAGAGCAGUGCUUCUGCUCUCUACAACAAUCUCAGUAUUCUGCCCAUCACUGAUAAGAACCUCACUUACUUUGCUGUCAUCCAUGGCAGUGUGGUGAACAUGGUUAGUGCUUCUACUGAUGGUCUGAACCUCUCGCACAGGCAGCUGCAAUCAAAGGAGGGAGGCAUGGUACAUGGUACUUCCUUAAUCAUACAGGCUUCAUGGUGUGUGUUACCUUCGCGCAUUCUCCUCGUACUGGCAUCACAGAAAGGCAUUCAGAUGUAUGAGUCAGAUGGCUCCAUCAUGGUGUACUGGCAUGCAGUGGAUACCCCAGAAGCACCAACAGCAGAGGCUGUGUUUGCACGAGGAAUUGCAGCUACAAGGAGCAAUUAUAUCUGUGUGGGCACCUCAACGGGAUCAGUCCUGGUCUUCAAUAUUCCCCCAAAAGGAACGAACAUCACUGUGUCUGAAGUACUUGAGCAGCACAGGGACCCCAUCACUGACAUCGCUUGUGAUUGCUCUGAAAAUAAGGAGUAUGUUGCAGAUCUGGUGACAGCUGAUGACUCUGGGGUCCUGUGUAUCUGGAAAUCAGGGGAAGAUUUUAAAUUAAUGCAUAAGUUGGCAGCUUAUGGAGGCACUUGCUCAUCUGUGAAGAUGUGGAGUGGGAUCAUUGCAGCAGGAUAUGGGAGUGGCCAGAUCCUGGUUUAUGAUGCAGCAACUGGUACAGUGCAUGUGGAGGUGAAUGCUCACGCACGCUGGAUCUGCGCUCUCGACCUCGCAUCUGAAAGUGGCAAGCUGCUGUCUGGAGCUGAGGAUUCUUUUCUCAGGAUUUGGAGGAUUUAUCGGAACUCUGAGUCCAACACCAUUGAGGUGGAACAUGAGCACAUGGAAUGCGUAACUGAUGUGCAGAUAUGUGGAGCCAAGUUCUGUGACCCUGAAGGAAACGCCUUUGCAGUGACAGGAUAUGACCUGAGUGAGAUUAUUCGUUAUGUCCUGGUGUAAUUGCAGAUGGAUGGGAUCGUGCGAAAGACCACGAGCUGGGGACAAUGCCUGGAAAGCACUGGCUUUCAGAACCUAGGCAAUUUAACAGGGACUAACCAUCACAGUGUCAUGUGAUAUGCCUCUCAUAUCUGCCUGUCCAAAAAUGUGCAGGUUAUUUGGAUUGGCCAUGCUAAAUUGCCCUAUACUAUCCAGGGAUGUACAGGCUGGGUGGAUCCGCCAUGGGAAAGAUGUAAGGUAGGGUGGUGUGGGUCUGGUUGAGAUGCUGUUUGGAAGAUCUGUGUGGCCUCGAUUGGCCAAAAGGCCUGCUUCAACACUGCAGGGAUUCUGUGGUUUGAUUCCCAUAGGCAUGGAGUUUUUAAACUACCGCAAAGAAAUAAUUUCUGUCGUUUUCCCCCACUUGAGGCAGAAACUCAUUGUGAAUGAUCACUGAUCUUGUUACAAAAUAGCUAAAUUGGCUAUGUCACCAGGUUAGUAAUCUCACACUGGAAAGAGAACAGAUAAUUUUAAGUUGCACCACAGCAGUUUAGAAUAUUAAUUAAAAGCUAGUCUCACUAUGUGACCAUGAAUUGUUACUUGAAAGAAAUUAUUUUCUGAAUGUCUUUUGGAAAGGACACUUUUGUUCUCCUUCCUUUCUCUAGCUGAUAUAUUCACUGCAAAUCCACAACAAUAUUAUUCUUAACUGCCUCUGCAAGUAUCUAAGGCCCAAACCAUUUAUCAACAGAUCAAAUUCUGGUCACUUCCAUCUUGGCAACUGUGGAAUGGAGGAGGAAUACCAGCCUUGUCAGUAGUGGCACACACAUCUUGAGAGUUAAUUAGAAAGCAAACGGGAACGAUCUGUUGAAAGUGCUCUGUAGUUGAAUUGUAAAAUGUUUGAUUUUCAUAUUCGGUGGUAGAUAUUUCGGUGUUUAUUAAAGAAAACAUUUGCUCUUCUAGAUAUGCAUAACUCUGGGCAAUCUUGUAUUCAGACUGUUCAGCUGACAAAGCGCGUAUAUAAGUUAUCAGCUUUUAAUAACUGUAACCAAUCCUGCCAUAAGCAUUACCAAUCGUGCAGAUUUUCCAGCUUGUUUUAAAAUGUUAACUUUGUACUGUGUACUGCACCAGUGGGAGGGUUUAUUUAUGUCCAUCUCGGACACACCCUCUCAUUGUAGGGCUUGAAGCAACUGUUUCUGAAAACUAUAGUCAAAUACAAUUAGUCAUUGAGUCAUAAAUCUUUUUAUUUCUCAGCCUGACAUACACUUGCAUUUUAAAGCGAGUGAACUUUCCAUUCUUCCUACUCACAUGUAAUAUGACACAUCAAUCUGUAUUGAACUCAAUUUAGCAAUCAUUUGUCCAUUCUGCAAAUGUGUUAAAGUUCUGUAAUCCGUUGCAGACCUUCACAGUAUCCUAGACCCCUCUCAUGCACAAUUUAUCAUCUUCAGAUUUUGAAAUUGUGUGUUUAAUUCCAAAGUCCAAGCUGUUAAUAUAAAUUGUGAACAUCAGUGGUCCAGAACUGAUUCUCCUGGAAGACCAUCGCUUCUCCUCCUACCACUUUAAUAAGUAUUAUUGCUUCCCAUUCACUACUUUCUAUAUUGAAGGCAAUUCGCGAUCCAUUCUGCCACUUGUCCUGUGACUCCAUCUUUAUUGACUUUAUUAAUCAAUGCAUUGUGGGGUUCUUUAUUUGAAGUUGUUUGUCAAUUCAAAUAAAUCACAUUGACUGCA
This is a messenger RNA of Hemiscyllium ocellatum (epaulette shark), 2811 nucleotides long. RefSeq names its product WD repeat domain 54 (gene wdr54). Gene Ontology annotation, biological process: cilium-dependent cell motility; sperm axoneme assembly; cilium assembly. Gene Ontology annotation, molecular function: protein binding. NCBI's taxonomy places the organism in Eukaryota, Metazoa, Chordata, Chondrichthyes, Orectolobiformes, Hemiscylliidae. The record is from RefSeq and is a predicted model, not a curated record. The transcript is spliced from 10 exons. The coding region runs from base 103 to 1113 and encodes 336 amino acids.